ACAGGUGCCAGUGAAAGUGUGGGAAAGCACAUGCUUGAAGCAUGCAACAACAAUCUGGAGAUGGCUGUCACCAUGUUUCUGGAUGGUGGAGGCAUCGCAGAGGAGCCCAGCACCAGCUCUGCAGGGGUGUCUGCUGUUCGACCACACACUGAGGAUGAAGUACGAGCUCCAAUUCCUCAAAAACAAGAAAUCUUAGUAGAGCCUGAGCCCUUGUUUGGAGCUCCUAAAAGACGCAGACCUGCGCGCUCAAUAUUCGAUGGCUUUCGGGAUUUUCAAACAGAAACCAUUCGACAGGAACAGGAGCUACGAAAUGGAGGGGCAGUAGAUAAGAAACUCACUACUCUAGCAGACCUCUUCAGGCCGCCCAUUGAUCUGAUGCACAAAGGCAGCUUUGAAACG
Mesitornis unicolor (brown roatelo) is the source of this 399-nucleotide messenger RNA. Its product is annotated as UBX domain-containing protein 7-like. The record is from RefSeq and is a predicted model, not a curated record. The annotation marks the transcript as partial. The transcript has 4 exons. NCBI's taxonomy places the organism in Eukaryota, Metazoa, Chordata, Aves, Mesitornithiformes, Mesitornithidae. Gene Ontology annotation, cellular component: nucleus. Gene Ontology annotation, molecular function: ubiquitin binding. Gene Ontology annotation, biological process: proteasome-mediated ubiquitin-dependent protein catabolic process.